AACUGUGCUUCCCGGCCAGAAGCUGGCCAGGGUUGUGAGAGGAUUCUAGAAGCAGCUGAUUCUCCUGUUCCUCUGGUGCUCAGCACCACAUUCUCUGCUCUUCCCCGGCCCUUUCCAAGGGUCUGGGUUAGUGUUCACUCUUGGCAUUUCGAUGUAAGGUCAAAGAGACAGGGUCACAUCCAAAGAGAUCUUUCGUUACUAAAUUGCUCCUUUUCCCUUAAGAGAGCAAUGGAGGGUGCCUCUAGCGCGAUCCUGCUACCUAAUCCAUAAGUGCCACUGACUCCCCCGAUUCUUAGCCCCAAGGGUUCCUUCCCCCAAUUCCCUCCAGUCGCGGUUAAGGCUCUGCACCACUUACUGCCUUUUUUUUUUUUUUUUUUUAAAAAAAGCCUGGAGAGCUAAGCACCGCCUACCGUCGUGAGUGGUCUGUCACUCUGCCCCGCUGUGCGGUCGUGAUUGGCGGACGAGACGCUGUCGGCUGGCCCCGCCCCGCCCGCUUCCCUUUGCCGCGCUGGAGGCUCGGGGUUUACCCAAAGGUGGAAAGUGGGGUUCGGGAGGGCGGCGCUUGAAGCAGGUGCAGACGCAUUCCCGUUCCGGCUGUUGCUGUUCUCUCUCCAGUCGUGGGUCCGAGUCGGGAAAGGACAAGCAUUCUUCCUUUGCCGCUGGAGCUCCGGUGAACCGCUGCCCAGAACCUAGGCACUCAUCUCACCCAUUAUUCCGCUCUCACUGUGCCAGUCACCUGCACACUUGUAAUCCCGUGACUGUCCCUUCUGCUCAAUGCUCGGAGAAGGGGUCGAACGGGAAUUUCGAGCUUUGGAAAGAGAGGGUCCCCUCGGCCCGCGGGGAGCUGUCUCAGGUGCUGAAGCGUUGCCGGCGUCUGUCUCCGCCAACCCCGCGCGGAGUUAGACCGCGCACUCUCGUUCCCGGCUCUCUCCUUCCUUCCCCAUGCCUUGGAUAAGACUAAUUUCAGAACUGUGAAUACAUCUCUCCGUAUCAUGGCCUACGUGAGACACUUUCGGACAUUAGUUUCUGGAUUUUACUUCUGGGAAGCAGCGCUGUUACUCAGUUUGGUUGCAACAAAAGAAACAGAUAGUGCAAGAUCUCGAAGCGCACCGAUGUCACCUUCUGACUUUCUGGACAAGCUAAUGGGGAGGACGUCAGGGUAUGACGCACGAAUCAGACCCAAUUUUAAAGGCCCUCCAGUUAAUGUCACAUGCAACAUAUUCAUAAACAGCUUUGGUUCUAUUGCCGAGACAACCAUGGAUUACAGAGUGAAUAUCUUUCUCCGUCAGAAGUGGAACGACCCUCGUCUUGCCUACAGUGAAUACCCUGACGACUCUCUGGACCUAGACCCGUCCAUGCUGGACUCCAUUUGGAAACCUGAUUUGUUCUUUGCCAAUGAAAAGGGAGCCAACUUUCAUGAAGUGACUACGGACAACAAAUUGUUAAGAAUUUUCAAGAAUGGAAAUGUUCUUUAUUCAAUAAGAUUGACAUUAACACUCUCCUGCCCAAUGGAUCUCAAGAAUUUUCCAAUGGAUGUACAAACAUGUAUAAUGCAACUGGAAAGUUUUGGGUACACCAUGAAUGACCUCAUUUUUGAAUGGCAAGAUGAGGCACCUGUUCAAGUGGCAGAAGGACUGACUUUGCCCCAGUUUCUGUUGAAAGAAGAGAAAGAUUUACGAUACUGCACUAAACAUUACAACACAGGGAAGUUUACGUGCAUAGAAGUGCGAUUCCAUCUUGAACGACAGAUGGGGUACUACCUGAUCCAGAUGUACAUCCCCAGUCUCCUGAUCGUUAUUCUGUCCUGGGUUUCCUUCUGGAUCAAUAUGGAUGCUGCUCCGGCCAGGGUGGCACUGGGAAUAACCACUGUGCUGACCAUGACCACACAGAGUUCAGGAUCACGUGCUUCCUUACCAAAGGUUUCAUAUGUCAAAGCUAUCGACAUUUGGAUGGCUGUCUGCCUCCUUUUUGUGUUCUCAGCCCUCCUGGAAUAUGCAGCUGUAAAUUUUGUGUCAAGACAGCACAAGGAACUUCUGAGAUUCCGACGGAAGAGAAAGAACAAGGACGAUGAGGUAAGGGAAAGUCGAUUUAGCUUCACAGCCUAUGGAAUGGGACCGUGUUUACAAACAAAAGACGGAGUGACCCCAAAGGGCACAAACCAUCCCGUCCAGGUAAUGCCGAAGAGCCCCGAUGAAAUGAGGAAGGUCUUUAUCGACCGGGCCAAGAAGAUCGACACCAUCUCUCGAGCCUGCUUCCCGUUAGCCUUUUUGAUUUUUAACAUUUUCUACUGGGUUAUCUAUAAAAUUCUUAGGCAUGAGGACAUUCAUCAGCAACAAGAUUAAGUCCCUGGGAACAUGUAAGUGCACACUGUCAAUUCAAAAGGAAGGUUUCUUGGCCAUAGAGGUUUUGUGUGUGUGUGUGUGUGUGUGUGGGUGGGUGUCGGUG
Molecule: messenger RNA, 2445 nt
Organism: Vicugna pacos (alpaca)
Lineage: Eukaryota; Metazoa; Chordata; Mammalia; Artiodactyla; Camelidae
Source: RefSeq, a predicted model, not a curated record